AUGUCAUACUCAAACACAAGCGGGGGCACGCUGACCAUCCCCUCACCCACGCAUGUCCACCAUGUUGAUGUCGGCGCGGCCGUAGUGCGAUCGCUUAGACGCUCUCUGUCGCGCUCGCCCUCAAAAUUCAACCUCGCCCGAACCGCAUCGCACAGUUCGAGCGGCAGCUCUGCACAAUCACCUCAGGCGUCGCCAGCAGAAUUGCCCUGUUCGCCGUCGAAAUUUGCCGCCGAUACGAAUCAAGAUACCAAUUUCCCCACUGGCGCGACUUCGCUGCCACAGACGCCCUCCGCGACGCCGUUCAGCCCCAGCAUCAAACUGUCUCUACGAUCCGCCAAGCCCAAGGCCGCCUCAGCCCGACCUUUUACUCGGACGCGUCUUUCGCCCAAGAGCCCGCUCAAGCGACCGUUGAACACCAGCCCCGACACUGGGAACCCGCCGCCGCGCAUUUCUGGUUCUGCGCCUGUUCUCGGCCAGGAGAACAACGGAUAUAACAGCUUCGCCCUCUCGUUCAGCGCCUCGGCGCGCUCGAACCUGGACAAGCCAUCGCGCCAUAGCAUGCACCUGGACCUCUCUGGCUCCUCGAAAACCAUACCAAGCAAAUUUCUCGACGCGAAGAGCGAAUUCUUGUCACCCACAGCCAGCCCUCUGAAGCGCAGUGACGCAAAGAUGGACUUUGAUCACGCAAGUUUCGGGAGCCCCGUGGCGAAACGGCGCAGCUUGCACGGAAUCUCGAGCCUGGGGAAUGAUUUCAGCAUCUUCGACCAGUCGCCUCAGCCUGCGCCACAACCUCAAGCCUCCCAACAACAGAGUUUCGACAUCCACGAAGAUGGCGACCAGGAGUACCAGCUCACCGGCUCGUCACUAAACCUGCGAGAUCAGGUAUCUUCGCCCGCGUUUUCAAUGCCGAAGCGCACAUCAUCCCUGCGCAAAUCGACCCUGCAGCAGCGCCACGAUCCCAGAUCAUCUUGGGGUCGCCGCCAAGGUGAGAAGUAUCUGGCCCAACAGUCCAACGAGACAUCGACACCCAACCCGCGGAAUCGGCUACGUGCAUCUCUGGACCAGUUUCUUCAACCCGACCCGCGAGACAGCCCUUUCACCUCGAGAGGACCUCUCCCCAACCCUUCUGCGCACGCGAUGGACCCUCCGGCGCAUCGCCCACACCCGCUGUCCCGGAGCCUCACCACGUCUUCUUCGAACUCGAGCGUGCCGGACGAGUCUCCGACUCACUUCCCGAUCCAAUUCGGGGACAGGCCACGCCCGAUGGGCAUAUUUGCAAAGUCCCUGCCCUUGACUGCUCAACGACCCAAGGAGCCGGUGCCGGUAUCGACCCCGCAGUACAAGACUGCAAAGCCGUUGCAGUCCGUCUUCGCGUCGACCGGUCUUGUAUCCAAGAUGAAUCGCAAUCCGGAACUCGACCCUGCCGAGCGAGAUGGCGGAAAGGCAAUGAUCAUGCCUGACACGCCCUGCAAGAAGCAGAUGUACUCCUCAAAUACUUACCCUCCAUCGUCCGGAAGUGGUGGUGGCAGGAAAAAGCAGCCGCGCCACUCCUUUGGGACUCCUUCGACUCCCUUCAGCACCUUCGCGCACCCGCCUCGCGGCACCUUUGGAAACCCAGAGAGGGGCGUUGGGCUCUUCAAGCUGAGGAGCGAUCAUGUCCGCCGGGAUAGCCUGUUCAGCCUGGAUGGUGACGUUGAUAUCCACUGCGGUAUUGAAAAUGAGCUGCCUCCGACGCCGACAAAGUCGGUUCUCGGUAGGGAAUCUUCCGGCCCCUAUGUUAGCACCACCCCUGUGUCCGUACGGAGGAUGCCGGCCCCUACAUCGGCCAUUGGCCGCGGCGGUAAUGACGACAUGUCAGAGCUUAGCUCCAGUCCCCUGGACCGCAUCGCCAACGAGCCGAAGAGCUCCCCCAAAACCCCUCGGGAUGUUCUUCUGCCUCUUGAUCCGAGUCGCCUGUCAAUUUCGAACGCGCAGGCUCUGGAGCAUCCUGCUUCUAUGCCUCCGGCAACCCCGACGGCAGGCCGCGACUCGUUCAUGAGCUUUGCCGAGCGCCGGACGAACUCGACGCCCGUCAACGGACCAGGUGCGGGCAGCGUUGAUGACGUUCUCCGAAUGCGCUUUGAGAGCGUCGAGAUGGUGGGCAAGGGCGAGUUCUCCGAGGUCUUUCGUGUGGAAAGUCAAGAGUCGAAGAGCAUGCCUUUCAUUGGAUCAAUGACGCCUUGCCGCGGCACCACCACUCCAGCUUCCAUGAUCAAGCGUGUCUACGCUGUCAAGAAGACCCGCAUGCCCUUCCUCGGACAGAAGGACCGGGCCUCGAAGCUCAGGGAAGUGGAAGCCCUUCAGGCUGUGAAGGACUGCGAGAACGUGCUCCAGUAUGUCGACAGCUGGGAACAGAACCACCAUCUCUACAUCCAGACCGAGUACUGCGACGAAGGUAGCCUGGACAAGUUCCUCAAGAUGGUCGGGGAAUCUGGCCGCUUGGACGACUUUCGAAUUUGGAAGAUAAUGCUCGAAGUCGCACAGGGACUGCGUUUUGUACACGAUGCUGGCUUUGUUCAUCUUGAUCUGAAGCCGGCGAAUAUCCUCGUCAACUACGAGGGCCACCUCAAGAUUGGCGACUUUGGCAUGGCAGUGUCUCUGCCAGCGCCAGAGGGCGUCGAGGGCGAGGGAGACAGGGAAUACAUUGGCCCUGAGAUUCUUCGUGGAGAGUACGACAGACCUGCUGACAUCUACGCCCUUGGUUUGAUCGUGCUGGAGAUUGCAUGCAACGUCUUCCUUCCCGACAACGGCCCCACCUGGGUCGCCCUCAGAGAAGGCGACAUGUCUGUCGUUCCGAGCUUGACUGGAAGCGAGUCGAGCGCCCUGGUGCGAGACGGCACGGGCAUGCCUAUCGCAAACGACGUCUCUCCGCUGGACGACAGCCUCGGCUGCUUCGAGUUUGAUGGGGCAAGCAGCCGAGGAUUCCCGUUCGAGUUCUCCAACACGUCCACUCACAACCCCAGCAACCUGUUCGGUACGACCAAGCGCUCAGAGCUGCAAACCCCUCCAGCUUUCAUGACGCAGGCCUCCGAUGCCGGCUCACUGGACAGCAUCGUAGGAUGGAUGAUUCAUCCAAACCCCGCGAGUCGGCCGACGGUCCACCAGCUUCUCGAUGCAAGUUCUUUGCAAUGGGUCUUUUCCCGUCGGCGGGCGCCUGCCACCAUUUUCGAAGGCAACUGGGGCCCGGCUGACCAGACACCAGACGUGCUGGUCUUUGACGCCGACUCGGAGAUGACGGACGUAUGA
Molecule: messenger RNA, 3285 nt
Organism: Thyridium curvatum
Lineage: Eukaryota; Fungi; Ascomycota; Sordariomycetes; Thyridiales; Thyridiaceae
Exons: 2
Coding region: 1-3285 (1094 amino acids)
Biological process (GO): protein phosphorylation
Molecular function (GO): protein kinase activity; ATP binding
Source: RefSeq, a predicted model, not a curated record